AGAUUAUUUUGAAAUUUCGACGAGAUUUGUCGGAACAAUGCGACUCCACUUCAGCAGUGCGCAGCAAGCCGCCGCCGCCAUUUCGAAACUCCCGAUCGCCGACCGUUGCUUUCUUUCCCCUCAGCCUCGCCACUUCAGAGAGAGAGAGAGAGAGAGAAGAGAGAGAGAGAGAGAGAGCUAACGAUGGCGUCCAGAGACGCGGCCAGCAGCCCCAAAUCAGCGCCGCGUCGCCAUGGGCCGGCGGCGCCCAAGAAUGGCGCCGACCUGCUCAGCCCACGGUUCCGGUCGGCUGCCGCGCUGGCCGGCUGGGACGAGGAGUCCGUCCUCCUUGCCGCGAUGGUCGUCGACGACACCCCAGUCCGCGACUCCCGUCGCAAGAGGCGGGCCUCCACCUCCUCCGUCGGCGGCAGCGCCGGAUCCAGCACCAGGAAGAGGAGGCCGCGCAGGCUGUCUCCGGCCAAGAUCCCGCCGGUGGUUUUCGCGCUCGACGACGAAAAGUCGGACACUGCGGCAGAUAGCAAAUCGGAAGUGAAGGCCGCCAAGGAGGAAGAGAAGCCUGUCCUUGUGGGCGACAAGGAGGCGUCCGGUUCUGGCGAGAAAGCAGUGGCCGCGGCAAACAUGCCGUGCAUGGAUCGGCUCCGGGAGGAGCUCUCUUGCGCGAUUUGCCUGGACAUCUGCUUUGAGCCGACCACUACGCCUUGUGGACACAGCUUCUGCAUGAGAUGCUUAAGACACGCUGCAGCCAAGUGCGGGAAACGGUGUCCCAAAUGCAGGCAGUUCAUCAGCAGCAGCUCGAAAUCGUGCACCAUCAACACUGUGCUCUGGAACACCAUUCAGCUCUUAUUUCCCAGUGAGGUUGAGGCAAGAAAGGGUUCGAGCUCAUCACCUUCACCAUGCGACAAGGACGAUGUGAGAGCUAAUAGGUUCUCACAAGGUGGCCCCGGUAUGAGAACUAGGAGCAGGAGCAGCGGCAGCGGCUUCAUCAGCAGCGAGGGUAGGACAAGAAGCAGCUUCAUCGAACCCGGCGCCAGUGCGAACUUCAUCGUCAGCACAUAUGGCAGCGCAAGAAGCAGUAACAGCAGGAGGGGCUUCGUCCCUGCCUCGCAGCUGCUGUUGACAAGAUUAGAGCAAUCUGAAGAUGCCGCGGCGUUGGCGUACAGGUUGCAACAGGAGGAGUUCGUGAAUGCCUUUGAGGAGCCUGAGCAGGAGAGGCAGCCACGCGACGCCGUGUCCACAGCACGAGACACCCUGAGAGCCAUGGCCUCCCGGGCCAUCCGCCUCCGUGCUAGAGGCUGGCCUGUUUAGUACUACUAUUGCUCUGCUCUGCAUGGAAGUUGAGACCUCUGAACAUAUAGGCAUCGGUGGGGUUGAUAGCUCUCGACAUUCACUAGGGACUCUAGAAGAUGUCUGCCCCACGAUUGUUCACGGGAAGGCCCAGCGACAGCUAUGGGCUCCCAACUAGAGGAGAAGACGCGUAGGCUCAAAGCUGCUGUCGCCGGUGAGUUGUAAAAAUGCUAAAAAUCUCAUUCUCUAAGUUUUCAGAUGAAGUGCACCUAGUAAGACAUCUCUAGCAGCUUAUUCAUACUCAUAUUUAAAAUAAACUCUACAAACAAUAUAAUCUACAGUGUAAAAUAGUCCAAAAUGUGUUUUUAGUGACCAUAUGUGUGAACUAUUGUACAUUGCCCUUAUAUGGUCACUAAAAAUAUCAUUUUACAUCGUUUUAUAUUGUAGAUUGCACUGUUUAUAAAGUAUGGUUUGAAUAUAGAUAUAGGUAUAGAUAAGCUGCUGGUGAUGGCCUAAGGCAUUAGUGUUGUCAAAUGCUGAGUCAGGGGGCACAUGAGACUAAUAGUGUAGACCUUCUCUAUUUUGGUCUCGAUCCUUGGUGAGACACCAGGAAACCAAUGAGUGAGCUUGUCCGAAGAUACCCUGAAGCCACACUUCUCUGGGUUAACCAUCAUGCAGAUUUGAUGAAGACAUUAAGGGGGUGUUUGGAAACAAAGUUUUUCUGCAGUUUUGGAAGAAUACUGCAGUAUUAUAAACAGAAUGGUGUUUGACAAGCUGGCUAAAAUCUCUGUUUUCAAAACUGAAGUAUUGUAAAUACUAUAGUUGUUUUAAGGUA
Zea mays is the source of this 2119-nucleotide messenger RNA. RefSeq lists its product as uncharacterized. The record is from RefSeq and is a predicted model, not a curated record. The transcript has 6 exons. Gene Ontology annotation, biological process: double-strand break repair. Bases 184 to 1305 code for a protein of 373 amino acids. NCBI's taxonomy places the organism in Eukaryota, Viridiplantae, Streptophyta, Magnoliopsida, Poales, Poaceae. Gene Ontology annotation, cellular component: nucleus; site of double-strand break. Gene Ontology annotation, molecular function: ubiquitin-protein transferase activity; nucleosome binding.